CUCAUCUCUCCUGUUGCGUGUCAGGAACAACAAUCCAGCCUCGCCCCGCCCUGCCGCUGCCGAGACAUCAAUUAUUCAUGCCGCUCUUGUCUUGCGCUUGUCUGCGCUCCUGAGAGAAAUCCGACCCGCGCGCCAGUCCGGGUUUAGGCUGUGACCUCCCAACAACAGGUCGGAAUAGCGAGCUUGUGUGUUCGGCCUGUGUGUACGGCCUGUAGUCUGUAGAAGCCUGUUGCCUGUCAGCUGAAGACUGUCCCCUGCAACAGGCCGGCAUGUCGGCUUCCGUGAGAACGGGCGGCGGGAAGACGCGCGAAGGGACGACGCCUCCGACAGCGACGCAGAAGUGUCCCCGCUGAAGCGGAUGGAGCCCGUCCUGCUGGUUCCGGAGGGAACAGACGCGCUGGACUCCAUCUGCCCUGAGUACGCAUGCUCAGAAAGGUCCCGGCUGUGUCUGACUGUCCUGGUGCUGAUCGGAUGUUUUAUCCUCGGUGCCGUGGACUGCUACUCCGACUGGCAGGCGUACGGACAGCUGGUGUACGACACGGCUGCCCCCGAGGUGACCUUCUCUCAGCGCUGGGCGCUGUUCGUGUUCUGUGCUGUCGGCACGCUGCUGUUCCUGUGGGAAACGCUGCUGAACAACCUGCUGGAAUACUGCGCCAUGCCGCAUCUGGACGUGGAGAUCACGCUCAUCCUCGUCCUCGCGUUGGAGGAGAUCCCCCUCCGCGUCAUCAACUACGUCACCAGCGCGCUGCGCGGCCGCGCGGCAUUCUGGGCCAUGUUCAGCGGCUGGGUGGGGCUGCUGACCGUGACCUUGCUGCACGGGCUGCGCAUGUGCAAGCGUAGUUACCAUGGCAGCCAGGUGGCCCUGCGGGAGAAGACGUACUACCGGCGGCGCGGCGUGGCGCUGGCCGUGGUCUGCCACCUGCUGUACGUCACGUUCUUCGCGCUGACGGUGCUGCAAACCGCGCAGUACGCCACGCACGGGGUCUGACGUCACACGCACAGGGUCUGACGUCACCAAGCAACGUGUGACGUCACCACGCAAGGUCUGACGUCAGAACGCAAGGUCUGACGUCACCACGCAAGGUCUGACGUCACCACGCAAGGUCUGACGUCACCACGCAAGGUCUGACGUCACCACGCAAGGUCUGACGUCACCACGCAACGUGUGACGUCCCCACACGUGUGACUGUCGUAAUUUCUGUAGUAGUGCCUUAAUAUGUCUGGAACAGAUUAUAUAUAUAACUUUAUAUACUUAUAAUCAUUAGCAAUGAGAAUAUGUCACGUCUACACCAAGCAACGGCUGACGUCACAGAGCAACGUGUGACGUCAUGACGCAACGUGUGACGUCACAGAACACAAUCCCUCUGUAGCACGUAUUAUCUCUGCCGUUGGUGCCUUCGUAGUUUCUGUGGUAGUGCCUUAUGAGUCUGGAACAGAUUAUAUAUAUAACUUUAUAUACUGAUAAUCAUUAGCAAUGAGAAUAUGUCACGUCUACGUGUAUUGAUGAUAUGGUAAUUAUAUAUUUCAAAUCAUAUAUAAAUGUUUCCCAGAAAGUGUGUUUUACUCAAUACAAAUAUUUCAUGGCAAUAUUUACAUUGUACAUAGCAAAAUGUUUCGUAUAUAAGAUAUGUUUCAUAUAUAGCAAAUGCUACAUUUAUAGCAAAUGUUCCAUACAUAGCAAAUGUUUCAUAGCAAAUAUUUGUAUUUUGACAAUCAUUAUGUUUUCACAGCAAAACACACACACACAUACACACACACACACACACACACACACACACACACAC
Branchiostoma belcheri (Belcher's lancelet) is the source of this 1784-nucleotide messenger RNA. RefSeq lists its product as uncharacterized. The record is from RefSeq and is a predicted model, not a curated record. The transcript has 4 exons. Lineage: Eukaryota; Metazoa; Chordata; Leptocardii; Amphioxiformes; Branchiostomatidae. The coding region runs from base 359 to 988 and encodes 209 amino acids.